Molecule: messenger RNA, 924 nt
Organism: Rotaria sp. Silwood1
Lineage: Eukaryota; Metazoa; Rotifera; Eurotatoria; Philodinida; Philodinidae
Source: the annotation of a GenBank genome assembly
AUGAAUAGUUCCAGCAGUGAUACAAUUUUUUCACAUGCUAAAUUUAAUUAUUUAUUCGAUAAUGAUCAACUUUUACCAACAGUACAAACAACUCUUCUUAAAACUGAACCUUGUUUUAAUGUUAUUGCAAUCGAAGAUGAAGUUACUAAACAUUUUUACCAAAAUAAAUUACCAGCCAUUUCAAAGACAUAUGAUACAAUUCAAUAUAUUAAACAACAAACACUAAAUGAAUCAGAUAGUUUAGAAAAUAAAUAUUCUCCUAAAUUGAUUAAAGAAAGAGAAAUAACUCAUAAGAUUAGUGAUGCUAAACAUGUUGCUCCUAAUCAAUUAACAUAUUCUUCAUCUAUGAAGUCUACUUUAAAAAGAUCUCAUAAAAAAGAAGAAACAAGAUUAAUACCAAAAAUAGAUAAAUUAUCGAUAUCUCGUUCUUCUUCUUCUUCAUCAUCUUCAAAAAAGAAACAAACACCUUCUACACGUCUUGAUUUUAAUCAAGUUCGACAUCUUGCUGAAGUAACAGCUAAACAAUCUUCUUCAUUACAUCCUUUUUAUUGUCGUUCUCUUUUCGAUCAAACAAUUAAUAUAUUUGACCCGAAUAAUUCGUAUUAUAUAGCAACAAAUAAUUAUCGUCCAUUUCGAUGUCAAUAUUAUAUGAAACCCUAUCGAGAAGAAGCUAAUACUCCAACGAAUAUGAGUAAACAAAGAUCAAGAUCACUUUCAUACAAUCGUCUUGCACAACAAUCAGACAAAACUUCUCGUUCACAUACUUUUUCAAAUCAAUAUGCUCGACCAUCAAAAAGACAAUUCAAUAGAAAACAACACAUUUCAUGGUCACCUGAAAGAGAAUGUAUUGAUCGAGGAAGAGAUUAUACAAGCAUAAAAGCAAAUAAAAGGCAAAUGUCUAUUUUCAUUUUUUCCUUUAAUUGA